UCAGCCUGCGGUGUUCUUGUGUAGAGUACCGAGUUUUGACUUCUUGGGCUGCUUAUAGCGCGGUACGGACACAGCUGCGUCACAUUAUGUCGACGCAUGUUGGAGAAGCGUGUGCUGAAGCCACUGACAAGUGUGAGAUUUCUAGACAGAUUGAAAUGGAUGUGACUAAAGUAAUCCAGAUUGCUGAUGAUAAUGAUGCAGACUUGUUAAAAAGCAGACUCCAAGGGUCUUUAGUGAAUGGUAAAACGUUAACCAACUCUAACUGUCUGGAGGAAGAGCACAGCACAAAUAUUGAUGAUGAAAUUGUAUCAGACUACAUGAACAAAGCCUCCCAGGAGGGAGAUCCAAGGAGAGAGGAGACUAAGCUGGAUUCAACUGGUGUGCAACAAGACCAAAAUAUUGCUAGAAACAAGGAGAAAACACUAGGUAAAGAAGUAUUACUUUUAAUGCAAGCUUUGAAUACACUUCGUAGUCCGGAGGAGAAACUAGCAGCUCUGUGCAAGAAAUAUGCUGACCUUCUGGAAGAGAGUCGGAAUUUUCAGAAGCAGAUGAAGAUACUGCAAAAAAAGCAAGCACAUGUGGUUAAGGAGAAGGUGCACUUACAGAGUGAGCACAGCAAGGCCAUCCUGGCACGCAGCAAGCUUGAAUCCCUAUGCCGUGAACUACAAAGACAUAACAAGACAUUAAAGGAAGACAAUCUUCAUCAAGCACGUGAAUAUGAGGAAGAGCGCAAGGAAGCAACUGCUCAUUUCCAGUUGACUCUGAAUGAAAUCCAGGCACAGAUGGAACAGCAUGAUGUAUAUAAUGCUAAACUUCGACAGGAGAAUGUAGAACUGGGAGAUAAGCUAAAGAAGCUUAUUGAACAAUAUGCAUUGAGGGAAGAGCUGCUAAACGAGGCAACAGAAACCAGACAAAAAUUUGAUGAACUUAAACAACAAGAGACCCAGUUAAAGCAGCAGCUUUCUCUGUACAUGGAUAAAUUUGAGGAGUUCCAAACAACAAUGGCAAAAAGCAAUGAACUUUUUACAACCUUUCGACAAGAAAUGGAGAAGAUGACUAAGAAGAUCAAGAAACUAGAAAAGGAAACAACUGUUUGGCGUACAAAGUGGGAAAAUAACAACAAGGCCUUGUUGCAGAUGGCUGAGGAGAAAACUGUACGUGACAAGGAAUACAAAGCACUACAGGUUAAAUUAGAACGUUUGGAGAAGCUCUGUAGAGCCCUUCAAGUAGAAAGGAAUGAGCUCAACAAGAAGAUGGAGGGUCUUCAAGAUCCUCUUCCUGUGCUGGAUGGUGAGGAACCUGAAGCAGGAGAUGUAUUAGAGAUGGGCUAUACAGCAGAAUCAACUGAAGAGAUGAGUGCAAUCACACAGCAAGAAUGUGGAAUUCAACCCAUAGCUGUACCACACUCAUCGGAGGACCAAAUACCAGCGGAAAAGACUCUCUUACAAGGGCCUACUUCUGGCAUUGAUUCUGUUGACUAAAGCAAUGUGUAAACACUGGUCAAAUAUUAAUGCAGAUACACAGGCAUAUAUAUACAUAUAUUUUUUGUGUAUAACUUUGUUGGUGGUAAUUCGUUGUGGCAAAUUUCUUACUUUUUCUACCAUAUAUGUAUUUUCUUAGGACUACUGGACAACAUGUGGUACAUAAAGCAUCCUAGCAACUUCA
This is a messenger RNA of Bombina bombina (fire-bellied toad), 1665 nucleotides long. RefSeq names its product taxilin gamma (gene TXLNG). Gene Ontology annotation, biological process: regulation of cell cycle. Gene Ontology annotation, molecular function: syntaxin binding. Lineage: Eukaryota; Metazoa; Chordata; Amphibia; Anura; Bombinatoridae. The record is from RefSeq and is a predicted model, not a curated record.